Messenger RNA from Daucus carota subsp. sativus, 1527 nucleotides. RefSeq names its product probable F-box protein At4g22030. The transcript has a single exon. Lineage: Eukaryota; Viridiplantae; Streptophyta; Magnoliopsida; Apiales; Apiaceae. Bases 125 to 1378 code for a protein of 417 amino acids. The record is from RefSeq and is a predicted model, not a curated record.
GCUACAAAUCAUCCAACUCUCUCUAACUUGUUUCAAAAAAUAUAAUCUCACUAAUCUCUCCUCUCUCUCAAUCUCUCUCUCUUUAUCUCUCCCGAAACACAUUUAACCAACAAGAGAAAAUUAAAUGGCAGCUAUUCAAUCAUCAAGUUUCUUGUGUAGCCACAGAAGAAUCACGAAGGCUUCUAUAAAUAUUCCGAAACUAAAUAUGAGUUCUGUUGCGUUUCCGAAGCUUCAUAAUGCGAGAGGUCUGGUGCAUGAUCUGGAGUUGAUUAGAAAUAAUGGUUACGCGAAACAAGUGACUGAAAAGGCCUCUCCUCUGAGCAGUCCCGCGACCUCUCCUUAUGUUUCUGAUCCGAUAGUGAUCACGAAGCUUUACGCGAUAAUGGAUGCUGUGGCGGAUAGAGUGGAGAUGCACAAGAAUAUUUGUGACCAGAGAAAUAACUGGAACAGCCUUCUUUUGACAGCUAUUAAUACGAUCACGCUUUCGGCUGCGACAAUGGCUGGCAUUGCUGCUACCACGGUUGGGAGUCCUCUUUUGGCCUUGAAAAUGUCGUCGACUUUGAUGUACUUGGCAGCCACGGGAAUGCUGGUAAUUAUGAACAAGAUUCAGCCGUCUCAAUUGGCUGAAGAGCAACGAAACGCGACGAGGUUGUGUAAGCAGCUGCAUAACCAGAUUCGGACGUUGAUUGCUAUUGGCAAUCCCACGGCUCGAGACGUGGAUGAGGCAAUGGAGAAGGUGUUGGCUAUUGACAGGGCCUUCCCCUUACCUUUACUUGGAAAAAUGAUUGAGAAGUUUCCGGGUUCCGUGGAGCCCACCGUGUGGUGGCCUAAGCACAGAAGAGGCCAGCUCAAGGGUGAAAAAAUUAAAAGUAAUGGGAAUGGGUGGAGUGAAAAAAUGGAGGAGCAGAUGAGGGAAAUUGUGGGUGUUUUGAACAAGAAUGAUAAGGCUGAUUAUUUGAGAUUAGGUGAAAAGGCUUUAAAGAUUAAUAAGGUGAUGGCUAAGGCAGGGCCUUUGCUAACAGGCUUAGCUGCUGUUGGGAGUGCUUUUGUGGGGAGCCCUAGUCAUGGCUCGUGGGCCGUGGUGCUCGGAGUCGCGGCUGGAGCCUUGGCUAGUGUGGUCAACUCAUUGGAGCAUGGUGGUCAGGUUGGCAUGGUGGUGGAGUUGUAUAGAAGUAAUGCUGGAUUCUUCAAGCAAAUGGAGGAAGAUAUUGAGUUUAAUUUGAAUGAAAGUGAUGUGGAGAGAAGGGAGAAUGGGGAGUUGUUUGAGAUGAAGGUGGCUUUGAAUCUUGGAAGGAGUCUUUCAGAAUUAAGAAAUCUUGCAGAUUCUUCUAAAAGAGAAGGAAAGGAUUUUGAAGAGUUUGGAAGCAAGCUAUUCUGAUAGAUGAUUAGUGAUGUUAAUUAGUAGUUUACUAUGAUUAAGCUUGUGAUUAACUUUGUGUAGGUCUAGCAAGAACACAAAUUUGUAUAUUUUGUAGAGAUCAUGUUACUUCAUUGAUGAUCAUAUAUUAACAUAUUCUUUUAUUAAUA